AUGGCCCUCCCUUAUCAUAUUUUUCUCUUUACUGUCCUCUUACCCCCUUUCACUCUCACUGCACCCCCUCCAUGCCACUCUAUGGCCAGUAGUUCCCCUUACCAAGAGUUUCUAUGGAGAAUGCGGCUUCCCAGAGAUAUUGAUGACCCAUCAUAUAGGAGUUUAUCUAAGGGAAACCCCACCCAUGCCCACACCCAUAUGCCCCGCAACUGCUAUAACUCUGCCACUCUUUGCAUGCAUGCAAAUACUCACUAUUGGACAGGGAAAGUGAUUAAUCCUAGUUGUCCUGGAGGACUUGCAGCUGCUGUCUGUUGGACUUACUUCACCCACACCGGUAUGUCUGAUGGGGGUGGAGUUCAAGAUCAGGCAACAGAAAAACAUGCAAAGGAAGUAAUCCCUCAACUGACCCAGGUACCUGGCACCCCUAGCCCCUACAAAGGACUAGAUCUCUCAAAACUACAUGAAACCCUUCAUACCCAUACUUGCCUGGUGAGCCUACUUAAUACCACCCUCACUGGGCUCCAUGAGGUCUUGGCCCAAAACCCUACUAACUGUUGGAUGUGCCACCCCCUGCACUUCAGGCCAUACAUUUCAAUACCUGUACCUGAACAAUGGAACAACUUCAGCACAGAAAUAAAUACCACUUCCAUUUUAGUAGGACCUCUUGCUUCCAAUCUGGAAAUAACCCAUACCUCGAACCUCACCUGUGUAAAAUUUAGCAAUACUAUAGACACAACCAACUCCCAAUGCAUCAGGUGGGUAACUCCUCCCACACAAAUAGUCUGUCUACCCUCAGAAAUAUUUUUUGUCUGUGGUACCUCAGCUUAUCGUUGUUUGAAUGGCUCUUCAGAAUCUAUGUGCUUCCUCUCAUUCUUUGUGCCCCCUGUGACCAUCUACACUGAACAUGAUUUAUACAGUCAUGUUGUACCUAAGCUCUGCAACAAAAGGGUACCCAUUCUUCCUUUUGUUAUCGGAGCAGGAGUGCUAGGUGGACUAGGUACUGGCAUUGGUGGUAUCAAAACCUCUACUCAGUUCUACUACAAACUAUCUCAAGAAUUAAAUGGUGACAUUGAAUGGGUCACCGACUCCCUGGUCACCUUGCAAGAUCAACUUAACUCCUUAGCAGCAGUAGUCCUUCAAAAUCGAAGAGCUUUAGACUUGCUAACUGCCAAAAGAGGGGGAAUCUGUUUAUUUUUAGUGGAAGAAUGCUGUUAUUACGUUAAUCAAUCUGGAAUUGUCACCGAAAAAGUUAAAGAAAUUCAAGAUCGAAUACAACAUAGAGCAGAGGAGCUUCAAAACACCAGACCCUGGGGCCUUCUCAGCCAAUGGAUGCCCUGGAUUCUCCCCUUCUUAGGACCUCUAGCAACUAUAAUACUGUUACUCCUCUUUGGACCCUGUAUCUUUAACCUCCUUUUUAAGUUUGUCUCUUCCAGAAUUGAAGCUGUAAAGCUACAAAUGGCUCUUCAAAUGGAGCCCCAGAUACAAUCAAUGACUAAAAUCUACUGUGGACCCCCGGACCAGCCUGCUAGUGCAUGCUCCCAUGUUAAUGACAUUGAAGUCACCCCUCCUGAGGAAAUCUAUGCACAACCCCUACUACGCCUGAAUUCAGCAGGAAGCAGUUAG
This is a messenger RNA of Pan troglodytes (chimpanzee), 1623 nucleotides long. Its product is annotated as syncytin-1-like. The record is from RefSeq and is a predicted model, not a curated record. Lineage: Eukaryota; Metazoa; Chordata; Mammalia; Primates; Hominidae.